UCUCUCUCUCUCUCUCUCUCUCUCUCUCUCUCGUGGUGUUUCUCCCUAAGUGUUAACAUCCAUAUCAAUUUUCGAGCAGUGAAAUGAAUUUAUGUCAGGUGUACAUACAAAAACAACGAUUCUUUAUUACUUAUUGACGUUGAAUUCCAUCUGUUUAGAUAAACUGGAAUAAUGGUGAUUUUUUAAAGCCACUGAUGCAUGUACACAAACCAUUUUACAAAGCUUUGCAUGUUUAAAUGUCCUAACUAUUGGGGACACAAUUACCGUAUGUUGGAAUAUUCUUGCCUGUCGGUUUAUUAAAUUCAUCAUUAGGCUGACUGGGGAACUCUCUUACGUUUAAGAAUGUCCGUCCGACCUUUGAACGUGUUUACGGUUCAGGAAGGGAAAGGAGGAAAUUCCAUUCCUCCUGCAGACGAUCAACUUGUUCAAUAUCCGCGACUUCCGCCAAUCAUUUCAAAGACACACGACGGUAAAGGACGUGCCCCACCGAGUUACAACUCACUGUUUUUGAUUCCUACUCCGACGAAACACAAGUCAAAGAUCUACGAAGAUGACCUUCCGACAUGUUGGGAAAAACAGGGCUGUCUCUGUGAAAAUAACAGGCUGUUAUACGGCUUGGGUGGUUUUACGUUGAUGGUUACAGGGAUAGUGUAUGCAUACGAGGGUUUCACCAAUGCAGAUGAUUGCCCUCUGGCCUCCUCUAUUCCCCAAAUUCUCAGAAUAGAGGGACUCUCCGUGUUGGGAUACAUACUCUUACACAUAAUUCUGUUAAAAUAUGGCCAUCCACAGGCAGCGAGGAGAAACGAGGAGGACAUCAUCAAACAUCAGUCCAACUACACAAUGUUUGCAGUUUUCUAUUUAGCUUAUGUCCUUUACCUGUAUGUGCUGUGGAUCAUUGGCUGUUCUGAGGUGUUUGGCAUAUCAAAUGAAUCUGUGGACAAAUCGAGGAAAUUCGGAAGCGAGGCUAGCAAUGAGACCUGGUACUGCGCCGCUGAAUUUUUUGACUUUGCGUACUACAGCAGAAUCGGACAAACUGCCAUUCAAGCUUUGAUAGGAUUGAUAAUUAUUUUUUAUUGGAUAUCUGUCAAUCCAAAUGAAAAUCAGAGAUUUAUGAAAAAGAAAUGGCUGCUGUGGUUUCAGAUUUUAGACCAUGACCAAGAUGGAAUCAUCUCUCAGUCUGACGUCAUCAAGACUAAUGAAAAGCUAGAAUCCAUUCGUAUAUAUCUCAAACAAAGGGAUGUACCAAUGGACAGAGCCAAAACGAUAGCCUGGUGGAAAUCACAUGUGUUACGUAGGGGCACCAACUCCAUUACUUUUGAGCUGUUUGCCAAUAGUCACGAUAAUUUUAAUGGUCAAUACACCAACUCCAAUGAGUUUCAAUCGGCAGCUCGACGAUGUGUGGUGGAGUUUUUCGAUUUCUUCUCUACGCACGAACAAGGACGAAAUCAUCCAAUAGACGACGAAAAAUUUGUGCGAUUUUGGAAUAUGCUAGCGGGUAUCGAUGAAAAACAUGCGCGGGCGAAAUUAAUGGAUUUUCCAAAACUUCUCACUACUGGUGACUUAAUGCAUGCAUGGAUAGGAUUUUUACAAAAUAGCAACCGUUUCCAAAAUCAGUUUUAUCAAUCCCAGGCUGUGUAUAAUGUAUUGAAGAGGGAGAAAUAGAGAAAAAAACGGGUUGUGCUUGAUUAUGUUCAUAAUUACAUGUAACACGGGCUGUUACCCACGUUCAAUGUUCCUGCAACUUCUGAUUUUUGAAAGUACUAACAAGAUCCGUCAAAAAGCUGUAUGAUUUGAUAAAAGUCCAUUCUAGAACUCCAUUAUGAAGCCCAUCAUUAAAUGUAUAUGCACGAUUUACAACCACACAAGUUGUAAAUGUGUUCUAGUCACAAACAUCAAGGCAUUUUGAGAUGCAUAUCGAAAGAUCAACAUUGAUCUGAUUUACUCGGUAGACAACUGGAGGAUGGGGGGGGGGGGGGGGGUGUUGCAGGACUGAUAGCUCUUCGAUUCAUCUUCCUGUCAUAUUCAUUUUAAGUCGUAUCAGCUAUAAAAGUAUGCUAUUAGCUGACAAAUUAAUUUCCGUAAAACUAGUCAUUCAAUCUAGAGUUGAACGGGGAGCGGAUAUAGAAGAGUUUUCCUGUUCCUGCGUUGGUUCGUACAUUUACCUUUGUUUAAUCAUUUUAAACUCUUCUCAGAUUUUUUGCUAGGUACUCUACAUCGUCAUAUUAGAUGACUUCUUUUUAAAACAUGAAUGAAAAUAUGAAUAUCAGCAAUAUUGGUUUAUUCUAUUUAGUUUUAAUUACCUAGCUGAAUAGCUCAUCGUCGACUGCUAAACUGCAGAUCGCGGGUUCGAGUACAGCAGGGGUUUUAAUUUUUUUCAUAUUGCUUUCUACUAAAACUGCAAUUUCUGACUAAAUAAAGUAGAUUUGAAAGUUUUCAA
Messenger RNA from Ostrea edulis (European flat oyster), 2437 nucleotides. RefSeq lists its product as uncharacterized. The record is from RefSeq and is a predicted model, not a curated record. The coding region runs from base 343 to 1662 and encodes 439 amino acids. Lineage: Eukaryota; Metazoa; Mollusca; Bivalvia; Ostreida; Ostreidae. The transcript is spliced from 6 exons.